CUCUGCUUUAAUGCCUAAUCCCACAAGAAGAUUCUAUUCAACACUGACGUCUUGCGGCCGAGUAAGGAAGACAAGAGGGUACUCUCUCUCAUCAUACACAUACACACACAUAUAUGGACUGAUUUCAACUUGCCACCCUUUCCUACUUCUCAACCACGAUCAUAGUUUUAUUUCUCUGAUCAAAACCAUAUUCAAAACUUAUCAUAAUGUCCGCUCCUACUGCUAAUCUCACCUUUGGAAACGGAAGCAAGUCUUCUUUCCCAACAGGUUUGUUCAUCAACAAUCAAUUCGUUCCUGCCUCUGAUGGAAAGACUUUCGCUGUCGUUAACCCUUCAGAUGGUAAGGAAAUCGCACAAGUUGCCGAAGCAAGUGCAAAGGAUAUCGAUAUCGCCGUCAAGGCUGCCCGUAAGGCAUUCAACGAAUCAUGGGGUUUGAGCGUUCCUGGUUUCAAACGUGGUGCUUUGUUGAUGAAAUUGGCCGAAUUGAUCGAAAAGAAUGCAGACGAAUUGGCUGCAAUCGAAUCAUUGGACAACGGUAAAGCAUUCUCAAUCGCAAAAGCAUUCGAUAUCACCGAAGUUGCUGCCAACUUGCGUUACUACGGUGGUUGGGCAGACAAGAACAUGGGUCAAACCAUCGAAGUUGACCCAGGAAAGUUCCACUACUUGCGUCAUGAACCAAUUGGUGUUUGUGGUCAAAUUAUUCCAUGGAACUUCCCAGCUUUGAUGUUUGCAUGGAAAUUGGGUCCAGCCUUGGCCACCGGUAACACAAUCGUUCUCAAGACUGCCGAACAAACACCUCUUUCAGCUUUGCGCAUGUGUCAAUUGAUCGUCGAAGCCGGUUUCCCACCAGGUGUUGUUAAUGUUGUUUCCGGUUUCGGUGCUGUUGCAGGUGCUGCUAUCUCUCAACACAUGGACAUUGACAAGGUUGCCUUUACCGGAUCCACACUUGUCGGUCGUACCAUCAUGAAGGCAGCCGCCUCCACCAACUUGAAGAAGGUCACCCUUGAAUUGGGUGGUAAGUCACCAAACAUUGUUUUUGCAGAUGCUGACUUGGAUCAAGCUGUCGGUUGGGCUGCCUUUGGAAUUAUGUUCAAUGCAGGUGAAUGCUGCUGUGCUGGUAGCCGUGUCUACGUCGAGGAGAGCAUCUACGAGAAGUUCAUGGAGAAGAUGGAAGCCAAGGUCAAGGCCAUCAAGACUGGUGAUGCCUUCAAGUCAGACAGUUUUGUUGGUCCAUUAGUCUCAUCUCUACAGAUGUCACGUGUGAUGGAGUACAUUGAGUCCGGAAAGAAGGAGGGAGCCAAAGUUCUCACUGGUGGUGGUCGCCACGGCAAAGAAGGCUACUUUGUUGAACCGACAAUCUUUACCGAUGUGAACCCUGAUUCUAAGAUUGGUCGUGAAGAAAUUUUUGGUCCCGUUGUCGUUAUUCACAAGUUUAAGGAUCAAGGUGAUUUGAUCAAACAAGCCAAUGAUUCUGUUUACGGUUUGGCAGCCGCAGUCUUCUCGCGCGAUGUCACUCGCGCAAUUGACACUGCGCACAAACUCAAUGCAGGUACCGUUUGGGUUAACUGCUACAAUCAACUCAACCCUCAAGUACCUUUCGGUGGUUACAAACAAUCCGGUAUCGGUCGUGAAUUAGGUCAAGCUGCCCUUGCCAACUAUACCAACCAAAAGUCUGUUCAUAUUAACUUACACGCUCCUACACCUAUGUAGGUUGUGUGAUCUGAUGACUAUCUGAUUCAGUCUUAUUUCCUACCACAUCUCUCUUUUUUGCUGUAUAUUUUCACCUCAUCUCGA
Molecule: messenger RNA, 1793 nt
Organism: Meira miltonrushii
Lineage: Eukaryota; Fungi; Basidiomycota; Exobasidiomycetes; Exobasidiales; Brachybasidiaceae
Product: indole-3-acetaldehyde dehydrogenase
Exons: 1
Coding region: 207-1709 (500 amino acids)
Molecular function (GO): aldehyde dehydrogenase (NAD+) activity
Source: RefSeq, a predicted model, not a curated record